Messenger RNA from Blepharisma stoltei, 2058 nucleotides. The record is from the annotation of a GenBank genome assembly. NCBI's taxonomy places the organism in Eukaryota, Ciliophora, Heterotrichea, Heterotrichida, Blepharismidae.
AUGAACCCAAAGCUGCUUUUCUGCUCAUUUCUUGCUGCAAUUCUGGCUGCAAAAGAUGACCCAAGUAAAGUCUAUUUAGAUGUACUCAGGGGCAAAUGGGAGCUUAUACCAAUUAUACCGGAUUUAGUUGAUGGCACCACAUAUUUUCCUGCAUAUAUUGAUGAUACUCCUAAUGAAGCUGAUGCCACGAUAGAUAUGUUUAUUUUUCAGCCAGGACUUGAUGCAUACUGAAUAUCGUCUAUUCGUGGCUCAAGUACUAGCGAAGAGCUUAAACAUAUAUAGCCCCUGAAAUUAUUUAUAUCAUUAUUGGCAAUCCAUUUUAAUUUCCAAAAUUAAUUUGUACUUGUCAGCUUUUUUGAAAAGUAAAAACGAAAAUGACAAAUCUCCGUUUAUGGUUUUAAGGUACCUAAUUAGACUUAUACUGUAUAAGGCAGGUGCCCUGUACAUAUAUUUUUUGGGUCAGUAUUCUGCUGGGGUAUAGAGAUCUAUUAAGUUGCAUGAGCUAUAGCAGACAGCUAUUUUAGCAUUGCAAAAGUUUCAUAUUUCGAUAAUGAUGCAUACCCAGAUCUACUUAUUUGUACAGCCGUAAAGCAUAAUUAGGAUAGAAGAACUCUAAUUCUCCCAGCGAAAAAAAAAUUAUUCGCCCAUAGAAGGAGUUAAUUUUUUUUUUUUAAAAAAUUCAUAUAUAAUAAAUUGUUUUAAAAAAUCCAAACAAUCCUUCCUAGCAAAAACUGGAAAUAUAAAAUUAAUUUAGUUUGUAAAAUUUAUGUUUUAAAUUGAAAGCUGUUUAAAAUUUAAAAGAAUCAGCUAGAUUUCCUUAUAACAAUUAUCAUCUAUAUAUCAAAAUCUAUUUUUUAUAAAACAUUUUGUUUGCUCACAGAGGAAUUUUCAACGGUUUUGUUCUCUCACGGAGUAAGGUUUUUGAAAAACAAUGUUAGAGCUAAUAUCGAGGCCCAGAAAAGAGAACAAAUAAACCCUGAGCAUAUAGAUCCAAGCGAUAAGCUUGAUGACUGGUCUAAAACAGAGCUAUAUACAGUCAUAAGAAACUCAAAAAUUAUGGAUUUCACUGUGGCAGAUGUAAAUCAUGACGGAAUUCCAGAUAUCAUCUUAGCAGUCUGUCAAAAAGAAGGAGCCUGUACAAUGGUAGAACUGAUUUUUUCAGACACAGAAAAGCUUAUAUAUACUUCUCUUGAGCUUUGGUUUGAUAAUAGCGGCAUUCUGCAGAUUUUAAGCGCCAACGACUUAAAUAGCGACGGAGUCACUGAUGUUUUAUAUCUAUCUCAAGACCAUACCAUAAGUUAUGUAGAAAACCAUGACCCAGUCUAUAAUUCAGCUUUUCUCAUAAACACUCUUUCUAAUAACACAAAUUACAUCAAGAGAUUUACCGACCUUGAUUUAAAUGAAGACGGAAAUAUAGAUUUUAUAUAUACAGAAGACCAAAAAGUAGUUCUACUCACAAGGGUUGAAGGCCUAUGGAAGCAGGAAAUUAUAUAUCAAGGGCCAUUUGUGGACUCAAUGGUAUUUGAAAUCACAAGGUCUGGCAGUAACGACAUAAUGCUACUUUUUGAAAACGAAGUGAAAUGGCUUUCACAAACCCCCAUUUCGGAAGCCAAAAAUGAAGAAUUCAGCUUUACAUGGACGAAUAAUAAAGUAGUAUAUGGGUAUAAGGAGUUUCUGCUGGAGUUUAAAGAUACUCAUAAAUGGGCAAGCUUUUUGGUGACUGUAAAAUAUAUGUAGAAUCUAGUGAAAAAAGGGACUAUAGAUAUUAUAAUGUACUCUGAAGAGGAAGGGAGUUUGUAUUGGGGAAGAAAAGAAAAGCUGAAUUUAGAAGGAUUGGGGUGGGAUCCGAAUUUCUGGAUUUAUUUGUCGUCGUAUGUCAUUAUUAUGUCGAUGGCAGCUGGAUUGUUCCAUGCGUAUUAUAUUGAGAAAUUGAAUAAGGAGCAUCAGAAAAUUUUAGAAGGACAACAUCCGUCUGAUCUUAGUGAGGAAUGGAAAAAGAAACUGGAGAUGAUGACUCCACAAGAGAAAAGGCAGCAUUUUAGGAAAACCACGUUUUAG